Messenger RNA from Cherax quadricarinatus, 351 nucleotides. NCBI's taxonomy places the organism in Eukaryota, Metazoa, Arthropoda, Malacostraca, Decapoda, Parastacidae. The record is from RefSeq and is a predicted model, not a curated record.
GAUCAGUGGUGGUAUGGAGAGCUGAACACUGCAGCAGGUUGGUUCCCCCGCUCCUUUGUAAGAAUGGUGUCUGGUCCGGCGGCGGCCGUCACCUCACCUGUGACAACACCACAGGAAGCACCUCAAGAACCACCAAUGCCAGAAAACUUGGUUCAUGAUGAAGUAUCUGAGUUUUAUCAAGCUCUCUAUCCUUACCAGUCUGGAGAGCCUGGUGACCUAACCUUCAGUGCUGGAGAAACUAUUCUUGUAGUGAAGAAGGAGGGAGACUGGUGGCAUGGAAUAAUAAAUCAGAACUGUGGCAUCUUCCCCUCCAAUUAUGUUGAACAGCUUCCAAAUCAGGUAUGGGUUUAG